AUGCUUGGCCCAAAGCUUCACUGCGGUGGAGCCAUCAUAACAGACCAACAUAUCCUGACCGCUGGUCAUUGUAUUACGUUUGGUGUGAGCUACAAAGACUUGACAGUAAACGUUGGGAUGCAUGACCGUUUAGGGUCGUCGUUUUCUGUGGUGCGGCUAAAACAUGGCGUGAAGCACCACGCCUUCACUUCAAAUGCCGUACGGGAUAUAAACGAUAUUGCUGUUCUGACUUUGGAUAGAAAACUAAACUUUUCUGACACUGUACGGCCUAUCUGUUUACCCGAUGAGAAUAUGGAUUUUCGGGACAUGUCUUUAACUGUAGCUGGCUGGGGAAAGACUAGACAAGGAGCCCUGACGUCCUCCCGAUAUUUAUUGGAGACCAGGGUUAAGUUAGUGGAUAUGCGGACUUGUAGUAAGGCAGCAAUUUAUAAAGAUAAUCUUGUAAGAGACACAAUGGUCUGUGCUUACAGUCUUGGAAAAGAUGCAUGCCAAGGAGACAGCGGAGGCCCGUUGUUUGCAACACACAAUAAAACUCGAAAUAAGAAGUGGUACCAAGUUGGUAUAGUUUCAUGGGGAAUUGACUGCGCAAAGAAAGAUUAUCCAGGUGUGUAUACUGUCGUUUCAAAAUACGUGUCAUGGAUUAGACAACAAACUAAAAAUGGGACCUAUUGCAUAUAA
Molecule: messenger RNA, 678 nt
Organism: Pieris macdunnoughi
Lineage: Eukaryota; Metazoa; Arthropoda; Insecta; Lepidoptera; Pieridae
Source: the annotation of a GenBank genome assembly